This is a messenger RNA of Microcebus murinus (gray mouse lemur), 11556 nucleotides long. RefSeq names its product pyruvate dehydrogenase kinase 3 (gene PDK3). Gene Ontology annotation, biological process: regulation of glucose metabolic process; protein phosphorylation. The record is from RefSeq and is a predicted model, not a curated record. Gene Ontology annotation, molecular function: pyruvate dehydrogenase (acetyl-transferring) kinase activity. Gene Ontology annotation, cellular component: mitochondrion. NCBI's taxonomy places the organism in Eukaryota, Metazoa, Chordata, Mammalia, Primates, Cheirogaleidae.
CGUGCAGCGACCGGCCCCGCCCCUUUCGGGCGGAGCUUCGAGAAGCCGCGGGCAGCCGUCCGCCGGCAGGGAGCUGCUGCUGGUGCUGAGGCGGCUGCACCGGCGGCUCCGAGGCCGAGACAGAGGCGGGGGUGCGCGCCUGGCGAACGUGCCCGAUCCGCUCGGCUCGGCUGCGCCAUCCCUUGAGUCCGCCUAGGCGUCUUGACGGUUGUGUGCCCUGGCCCGGCGAGGAUGCGGCUGUUCCGGUGGCUGCUGAAGCAGCCGGUGCCUAAGCAGAUUGAACGCUACUCGCGUUUUUCGCCAUCGCCGCUCUCCAUCAAACAGUUCCUAGACUUUGGGAGAGAUAAUGCAUGUGAGAAAACUUCAUAUAUGUUUCUACGAAAGGAACUUCCUGUACGACUGGCUAACACAAUGAGAGAAGUUAAUCUUCUGCCGGAUAAUUUACUUAACCGCCCUUCAGUGGGAUUGGUUCAGAGUUGGUAUAUGCAGAGUUUUCUUGAACUUUUAGAAUACGAAAAUAAGAGCCCUGAGGAUCCACAGGUCUUGAAUAACUUUCUACAAGUUCUGAUUAAAGUCAGAAAUAGGCACAAUGAUGUGGUUCCUACGAUGGCACAAGGAGUGAUUGAAUACAAGGAGAAGUUUGGGUUUGAUCCUUUCAUUAGCAGUAACAUCCAGUAUUUUCUGGAUCGGUUUUAUACCAAUCGCAUCUCCUUCCGCAUGCUUAUUAACCAGCACACACUUCUGUUUGGAGGUGACACUAACCCUGCUCAUCCUAAACACAUAGGAAGUAUUGAUCCCACCUGUAAUGUGGCUGAUGUGGUGAAAGAUGCAUAUGAAACAGCCAAGAUGCUAUGUGAGCAGUAUUACCUGGUAGCUCCAGAGCUGGAAGUUGAAGAAUUCAAUGCCAAAGCUCCAGACAAACCUAUUCAGGUAGUUUAUGUGCCCUCACAUCUGUUUCACAUGCUGUUUGAGUUGUUCAAGAACUCAAUGAGAGCAACAGUUGAACUCUAUGAAGAUAAAAAAGAGGGCUACCCAGCUGUUAAAACCCUUGUUACUUUGGGGAAAGAAGACUUAUCCAUUAAGAUAAGCGACCUAGGUGGUGGUGUCCCACUUCGAAAAAUAGAUCGGCUUUUUAACUACAUGUAUUCAACUGCUCCCAGACCCAGCCUGGAACCUUCAAGAGCUGCCCCUUUGGCUGGAUUUGGUUAUGGUUUGCCAAUUUCUCGUCUGUAUGCUAGAUAUUUUCAGGGAGAUCUAAAACUGUAUUCUAUGGAAGGAGUUGGUACCGAUGCUGUCAUUUAUUUGAAGGCUCUUUCAAGUGAAUCAUUUGAGAGACUUCCAGUUUUUAAUAAGUCCGCAUGGCGCCAUUACAAGACCACACCUGAAGCUGACGACUGGAGCAAUCCCAGCAGAGAACCUAGAGAUGCUUCCAAAUAUAAAGUUAAACAGGACAAGAUCAAGACUAAUAGAACUUUCUAGAGAACUGAAUGCUCUGAUCCUCUCUGUGAAGAAAGAUUGUCAUCUGCAAGUCAACCAGAGAGGACUCCUUCCACCAACUCUGAGCGUGGCACCAUAGUUAUUCCUAGUGCUUGAAUAUAUAUUGUCUCCAUACCACCUGGACCUUUCCACGGAGUUUUUCCUGUAGUUACUUCAGAUCUUCCACUAAAGUAGUAACUUGAGUAAUUUUGCAUAGUAUCUUGCUGUGGUGUGGUUGGCGCCUGUCACAGAAGAGCACAGAGCCUCCCUGGAGCUCUUGUGCCCUCCUGCUCUCCAUCUCGUCAGUCAUUGUAGAGUCUCUAGUGUCUACAGUGCCCCCAGGGUUUGAGCUCCUCCCCCAUUCCAGGAACAGCAGAUCCUACUGUUGCUCUUUGUGACCAAAUACCGUAUUUGUCCCAAACCUCCAACUAGGGCCUUGGGAACCUGGAGGUGGAAGACAUCAGCUGAGCAUGCCUUGAGGAUUCAGUCCCAGGGCCCUUCCUCUCUCCUGUGCAUCCCUCCUCCAUUCUCUGAUUUAGACUCUGCCUUCUUCUGUCUGAUCGGAUUCUCAUUGUGAGGUGUGGCUACUUUCAUGUUAGAUCUUACUCGUUGAUGCCUUGGUUUUAUUUUAAAAAUCGUUCAUGUAUUUCUGUUGAUUAAAGUGCUCCAAAAGUUAUCUUGAAAUUUUUCACUUAACUGCUGCUUGGUUUCACAGAUCUUAGAUGAAAAGUUGCCUCCUAGUCAGUAUCAAGUUUGUAGAGUGGGAAGUGGAGUUUUUAUGCUUCUGUCAGACUUUCAUCAAUCUAAUAUUAUACCUUUGUCAUAUUAUACUCCUUUGUAGUCUUCUAAUGAAUUGGAUUUUCCUGUGUGAUGCACUUUACUAGUUGUAAAAUAGACUAUCUAGUUGCUGUUGAAAAAUGCUCUAGGUCUUCAUAAUUUUCAUUUUCAUUAAUUUUAGCCAGUUUUAGAAUUGUCAGUGCAAUCUGAUUUUCACAAUCCUUUAUUUUAGCAGUAAAAGUUGAAAGUAGCAAUUGGUAGAGGGCUUGGAUAAGGAAAGAGGAAUGAUGUUAUAUUUACCGUUAGAAAUAGAAGCCAUCUAAGAGUCCAGAUUAAAACCAACAUCUUACACAGCUCCACAGGAUGUGCUUCUCUUCACGACAGUUUUUCAUAUGUAUCAUCUACUCUGCCUUCUGCCCUCUUUUUUAAUGUUCAUGUAAACGUUUCAGUCCAAGUUUUAAGUAUUGAGUCCACUGUUUUAGAAGUUUUAACUUGCUAACUAUUCCUCCUCUUUUAGUCAUUUGAUAAUAUCAAUGCACCUGUCCCCAGUGCCACAGCAGUGGGGGAUUUUUCCCUAGGAGGAGUUGUGCUCUGACCAGCUGCAUGUGUCUCUGUUACAUCUCUAUUUCUCUUAGUUUCUCUGAGUCUGAUUUUCUUUCAUUUCUUUAUAUUACCUGAGCUUAUGAUAGUUCUCUUCAUCUUUAGAAAGAUCUCAUCUCUUCCAUCCCUAGAAGCAUCUCAACAGGGAACUCAUAUAUAAUGAGUCAGGUAAAAGAAAUACCAAUGUACUUCUGAGAGAAUGGUUAAGAGAUGGGUCGUAUGUCAGCCAGUUGGUUUGAGGACCGACCAAGUCAGUGUCUGCCAGAUGAGACUGUUCCAUGUGAUUAUUUUUGUGUGCUGUAAAAGAUUUAAAAAGAAUGGUCCUUAACAUUUAAAGACCCUAGCUUCCUUACAAACAUUAGAUAGUAUAUCAGUAUCUAGGCCUCAGUUUCCCACCAUACUCCUUUAUAUUUUCAAGUCUGAUACACUGUAGGAGAAAGGAGACAAUAGAUUUAAGUCAUGCUACCCACGACCUUGUUCUGGCAGUGUCUUUAUUGUUUGCUACACCCUCAUAAGCAGCACAUGGAAGGGUUAAAUAUGGAAAAUGUGUAGAAAAAUCCUGUCACAUUCUUCCCUUGUACAAGCCUUUUUCAAAAUAAAGAUGUAUUUCAGUGUUGUGGUACCCUAAUCGGUAGUCUUUUACUAACAUACUUUUUAGCUUACCCAUCUCCAUCUGACUUGGACUUAAUCUUGCUUUUCCUGUCUUUGUUUUCUCCGUUAAGAAUUUGUCUUUGCUUUUAAAGUAACCACAAGAAGAGUUUCAGGAACAUCUUGCAUUCUCACAGUUUACCAAGUAUUUAUUUAUCACUUUUCAUCAGCUAUCUAUGAUUCUCUGAACUUACAUCCUCUAGCUGUUUGCUGGCUUUGUCUAUAAGCAAAUGGUGAGAUUUUUAUAUAUAGGUUGUAACAUAAAUAGACAUUGACCCUUUUUCAGCUCAAUUCUUUCCCUAUCCUCUGUAUUCCCCUCUCAUUUACUCUGUUUUAAGUAUUUGGGGGUCCAUGUCUAUUAUUUGAAAUCGUGCCUGUCACAUAGUAGGUAUUUAAUAAAUAUUAGUUGAAUCAAAGAAUGAAAACUGACAGACAUUUACCUUAGGUUGUGGAGCAACAUCUAGUUCUUAAACCAUCAUUGCCUCCAAAUUAAAAAUAAUUCAGGUCAGGAGCUGUGGAUGGACUGAAAUUUCCUUUCUGUAGUGCUAAGUGAUGACUUUAAACUGUAGAGAAAUGAAAGAAAGAAAUAGGGAUGGAUCCACAGGAGCCACCUGGUCCUUUCUGUCUCUAUUUUGGCUCCUUAAUAUAGGGGUUCUUUUCAUCCAAACAUCAUGUGGUUUUCCAGCGUUGCUUAUAGAUGCCAAAGAACUUUCACUUACAUAACCCCUUUGAUCCUUAUGAUGCUAUGAGAUGGAUCGUGCAGGUGUAUCUUUAUUUUUCAUAUGAAUCCCAAGACUUAAGUGGUACAAAGGUGGCCUGGUAAGUGAAUGGAAGAACCAAAGUGAGCAGCUGGGUGUUCUCGCUCCUAGGCUAGUGCUUUGAACAGUACACCAGGUAAUUCACAUUAUCUCUUUUGAGGAAUUUCCUGGGUAUACUAAUCCUCAAGGGUAAGCUCUAAACCAAAAAUUUUCUAUUGUGCAAGGUAAUUCUGUUCAAGUGAGGUUUUCUUUUGUGUGUUUCCAUUUUGGCAUAGUUAGAAGAGAUAAUCAAAUGGAUUUGGCAGCUUUUACCUAGAAAGACAGGCAACUUAAACUGUAUAGGUAAUUACGAGAGUUAUUUAGACUUAAUUCUAUGUUUGAAUGAAUUCAGUGUUCACUGCCAGCCUUUUCAUACAAAGACUCCGCUUUUAUCUUUCGGUGGACUGGAUUACAGCUUCGGUUAGAUUUUUCUUGCAUAUUUACAAAUGUAUUUCUGUUGCCGUUCCUUAUGAACAAUAACUUGGCUGGCUAUUGGAUUCUUGGAUCAGAUCCAUUUUCCCUUGAUUCUUUGGAGCUGUUGCUUUAUUGUUGUCUAAAUCUGGUGGUGCUGAGAUGUCUGAAUCCAGACAGAUUUUUCUUCCUCUCUUGUGAAUGCCCUGCUUGUUCACCUGGAUACUUGUGAUUCUUUGUUUAUUCUUGAAAUUCAGUAACUUUAUUUGGGUAUGUCUCAGGAUUGACUGUUGUCUGUUGGCUUUUCUGGUGCACAGUGAGCAUUAGAUAUUGUCACUUAAGGCCUUUCUGCAUUUUGUAUUGGUUUAUUCUCUCCUCCUCAAGGAUUUGUCCUUAUGUUGGCUCUCUGUUAACUGUCCUUCAUAUUUAUCCCUAGAUGGCUUUCAUCGCCUUAUCUUUCUUCAUGCUGUGGGAUUUUUUUUCUCAAGUUUUGUCCUUGUCAUUGACUGACUCAGUUUUCUGUAUCAUUGAUUCUGGGCCUUGUUGCUUAUAAUGUUGCUUUCACUUCUGUUUUAUUUUUUAUCUGUCUUUCCUUAGCUCAUUAUGUUGUUCUCUUUGAUUCCUUAUUUCAUUUCUUUGAGGUCUGGACUAUUUUAUCAGAGAUUUUUGUGGUUUCCAAACUCAUUCUUUUUCCACAAUGUAUUAAUAUGUAUCUGUCUUUUGCUUCUUUCAUUCCUUUCCUUGUAUUGUUUUGCUUUUAUAUUGCUGCACAAGUAUCAUGCUGACCCUUUCUGCUUGUUAUUUGUCUUUGCAUGGGACCAAUUCUAUCUGCCCCCAAACAGUGUGGGUAAAUCCUUCCUGACUCCUCCUUUUUGAAGUGAAACUUUUUUGAAUGAUCACCUGAGCACCCAAACUGUGAUGAGUUGUAAUGGUGGAAACUGUUUUUGGUUUUCAUUCUGCUAUUUGGAUGUAGGGGAAUAAGGAGUGAUGCAAAGUGUCUUCUUGGGAUAUGUUGUCUCUAAGUGCCUUCUGUGGAUGCUGUUGAAUCCUCUGCCCCGGGGGUGGCCAGGUCCCACUGGGAGAAAGGGAUUCCCUUUACAUUUCCCCAUUCCUACUAGUUGUCACCCUGGCAAGGGUGCGGUAGGUUUCUGCUUGUGCUCUGCUGGAUUAUAUGUAGUUAGCAUUUGUGCGAUUGGCUCCUGAGUUACUGUUUCUCCUUUGCUCCUGCUUCCUGCCACACUCUCCCUCUUUAAGAUGCCAGAGGGAAUGAACACAAAUGGUGCAUCUGAGAUCUGAACCUCCCCUCCUCGUUUUUGUUUCUGGAAACAUGCCCACGCAGAGCAGAGUGCACUCAGCUUCUUCUGACUGCUGCCAGUCCCUGUUAAGCCAAGUUAAGAAAUGAUUGGUAGAGUUCUUGGGAGCCUUCUCAUGAACUGCCCAGUAACUUUGGCCUGCUGGAGACUGGGAGAAAUGCCCGGCAAAUGCGAGAAGCCCUCUUUGUCUCAACUUCAUUGUAUCUGUCAGAUAUUCCCCUGGAGUCCCCGGUAUGAGGUUGUGGCUUCAUUAUAGAUAGCUUCUUGUUCAACUUUUGGAUGUGUGUUUUGGAGGGCAGGAGCACUUAUAUAAACAUGCAUUUAUCCUGUCAUGUUUCCCAGCAGUCCAGGUGCUUAAACAUUGACUUUAAAGAUAAUGUCCUUUAUAAUCUAUAUGUUAGCAAACAGAAGGAGCCAAUAUUGCCAGCAGGAAGGGACCAUUAACAAUUUAAUCAGUACAGGAUUUUUGUUUGCUGUUCUGCGUGGAAAGAUAACUUUUAACUCAGGUUCCUGUCUCAUUGAUUAGAGAGAUCUGUACCUCCUGGUUUGAAAAUCAGGGACAUGUGACAUUUUAAUGAAGUUAUCAGCCAUUGAUAAUUAUUAAUUAGUUGAUUAAAUAUGAUAGAAUAUUUCAGGCUAGCACAUCAUCAGAGUUAUCAAGAGACAUUUAAACUCGUCUUACAAGUUGCUAGUUGAGCUGUCCCACUGAAGGGAUUAACCCUUCUGAGAGCUUUACUGUCACACAGGUUUUCAUACCUGUCAUUUCAAUCAACCCAUUUUAAGAUUUGGUUUAUUAAGAAAUAGAAAAGUGUUAAGCUUUCAUCAGAGUUUUUUGUUGUUGUUGUUGUUAGUCACCAAUAUAUAUUCAAAUGGUCUGUAGACCUGGGGCCUACCACCAAAGCACACCCAGUUAAUGUUUUAAAAGUGUGUUUGUAGGAAGAUCACAGAGGAUGGGGAUUUUAUUUGUCUGGUUUGUAGGAUUGACAUGUCCUUGCCUCCGUGGUCAGCAGAUCACCACUAGCCAAGCAGCAGCAAACUUUUGUCACCUUCAGAGUUCCAGCGUAAUGAUUAAGGAACACGAAUGACAGCCUUGCUGUAGUCACCAACCUCUACCCUAGGCAGUACCUUCCCCAGAGGCCAGAGUUUUUGCCCUAGUGUCUGUCCUGGUGUGAAAUGGAGAAUUGAAGACAGGUACCCACAUGUAAGAGAGACUGAUGAACUGAAGGUGGCAGACAGAGGAGUCCUAUGAAGGAAAGCUAUGUUCAGUCCUCCAUUUAGAUAAUGUCCAUUGUCUGCUGUGUGCUAGAAACUCUGCUAAAUGCUAGGCACGUGGCAGUGAUCAAAGCAGACAGAAAUCCCUGCCUCAUGAGCCCAUUGUCCUAUUAGGGGAGACAGACUGGAAACAAAAUCAGGAAAUUGUAUAGUACAAUUGGGAGAUAAGUGCUAUGGAGAAAAAUAAAGCCAGGAAGGGAGAUGCCGAGGGCAGCUUCAGACCUUCUAAAUGUUGUUUUCAUCAUGGACAAGUAUGUUCCUUAGAGGAGGAGGUAUCAGUGAUUUCUGAGUUCUUUUCACCUUUGUAUUUAUUGAUCUGAAUUUGGAGAGUCUGUCUUCUGUGCCUGGCUCUGCAGGGGACCCCAUCGAGGUCCCUGCACAGUGGCUUUGGGAAGACAGAAUGGACUGAGCUCGUUUCAGUUUAUUGUCUUGCUGACCAAUGGGGAGCAGUGGUCGAUGAGAGGAUUCGGCUUUUACAAUCAAAUUUCAUUGAACAGUGUGGGCUGCUGUUUCCUCUUAACAAAAACACAAUUACAGCAGGUUCUGGGCCUGUCUUUUUAGGACUUCAGAAAUCAUUAUUUAAAUACAAGCUUUAAGAUCUGGAUGAUGAUGUUGGAGCUAAAAUAGCUACUUGUCAGAAGGAGAGACCCUAUUUAACAUUUCCAAACUCGUUUUAGAGGUGGAGGAAAGGAUUAUCCAAGAAGGCUUCCCUCCUAAACCUGAAAACUGUAGUCAGCUGUAUUCACCCCCCGGAAAUGAAGAAAGCGAUAUUUUGGUCACAGAAUUUUUGAGAAACCUCUCUUUCCGUCUUUUCAUCUGUCUGUAAAAUAGGGACAUGAAUUCUCCAUGAUCCCGGUGAUAGGGUUACGGUGGCCAAGACACGGGCUGUCACUUUGUGUGUGACACAGGUGGCACUCCACAGCUGUCCCUCUUUCCCCCAGAGAGAACAUCAAAGCCACAGUGGGCACUCACAGUUCUCUACACUUGCCUGGUCGCCCCUGGGCUGGAGGUAGGGCUGAGUUGAGUUAAAUCUCCAGCAGGGGGAGGUUUAACUGACUGGAGAAGAUGGGGUGCAUUUAGUUAUUCCCAUCAGUAGGGCCAAUUUGUCACCCUUUAAAUUAACUUAUUUUCAUAUAAGCAAAAGCACCUUGGGGCAUCAUUACUGAAAGUCUCCAAGAAAUUAUCUGAUACAGUUAUGUGCCUACAUUAGAAGAAAGCCCCCCCCUUUAUCUCGCCUUAAUAUCCCUUAGUGUUUUAAUAAGUCCAAAAUGCAUCCAGUGUGUGCAUUUCUUUUCAUAAAACACCCAUGGCGGAGAAUUGACUUCAGUUCUCUCCAUCUCUUCCGCUUCAGUGUCGGGGCAGCAUACCUCUCAAUUGGAAGUGGUGACUUUAGUCCUUGCUAGAGGUCUGCUUGUCUCUUGAAAAUGCUAAGAAGCAGAGCUUGAUGUCUGGAGGCCCAUGGUCUAAUCUAGACUAUUGGGCAUUUUUUAAAAUGGUAGAGCACUGAGAUAGUAAAUUUGUGAUAAUGCUGAAUCCAGGAAGCUUAUAGUGGAAAGAGUAUGAACUUAACCUGAAAAAUAUUUCUCUGUUCUAUAAAUCUCUCAGUGACAUUUGGAUUAAUCAAGCAUAAUUAAAUGUAGUUAGAUUUUUGUCAGAUUGUAGUUCAAAAUAAUAUUCAUCUAUGGAGAGGGUAAUAUAUUCUGUAGAAAUUUUAUUAAGCACUUUAGUUAAGCAAACACUAAGGAGAACAAAAUCAGCCGCAGGAAGGUUAAUUACUAAAAAAAACACAAAGUAUAGUAGAUUAUGUAAAUCAUUUUAAUUUUGAAUACCAUGGCUUGAGUUUUAAUUUACAUAGAGAAGUAUUUUGGAUUUGUUUUUCACAUUAUAUUUUCCAAAAGUACAGAAUUGCAAUUGCAUUCUUUAAAAGUUCUACUUAUUUUAGGAUUCCAUUAAGUUUGCUGUUAUUCAUGUUAUAGUUUCCAAAUGUGAAGAAUUACAGUUGCAUUCUAGCUAAUUAUUUUAGGAUUCCACUAAGUUUAUGUAAAUUGUAAGAACUGUAUUUUUAGUUCUUUAUAAGUGAUGGUUGUAAGAGAAGUAUCGGGAGAGAGAAUGUGUGUGAAAGCCUCCCGUGUGUGUCUGGGCUCACAAUAAAUGUUCAUUUAAAAGAAAAAAAGUAACAAAGGUAAAACAAGAGUUUAGACUAUAGUGAUAAAUCUUUUUAUUUUAGUAAUUUCUUUAAAAGAAAAGGUAAAGAGAACAAAUUGAUUUUAUAUGUAUAUUUUUUUGUACUCAGAUAAUUACGUUUUCACUACCCUAGCCUGUCUCAGGGAAUAGCCUUUGAUAAGAAUCCCACGGAAAUCUCUGGAACUUUAGCAUGGUGUGUUCAGAUCUGAUAGUUCUUAUCUAAAUUUCAGAGAUAGAGUUUAAAAAGUAUCACAAUCUCAGGAGCAUAAGAUUAUCCAAGAAACCUGAACCUUGCUCUUUUCAUGAUAAAGGACAACCAAAUUUCCUUUGUCUAGAAGGUAAACAAAGAUCUCUGUAUCAUGCUUCUCUGAGAUUCCCAUAGAAAAACCCUGCAAUUUGAUUUUGUUUGAUAAUUUUGCUUCUUAGCUUUUCAGUGAGGAUUGUGUUUUCCAUUAGGACUGAUUCCUUUGGGGAUAAACUUUCACUUAAAAGAACAUUCCAUUAAAUAAUUCUAACUUCUGUUAACUUAAAAGUGGCAUGUUCAUGUGAAUUUUCUGGCUAACUGUUACAAAUGGGCCAAAACAGCACAAAUGUCAAAGAUCAUAUAUAUACAAAGCGAUGUUUGCCCUGCAGCUAGCAAAGUAAAGAAAUGUCUAAUUCUGAUGCAUCGAACUGAUUUAAUUGUUCUCCAAUUCAUCUUGGUGUUCCAAAUUGGUUGAAAAUGGCAGACUUAGAGUGGAAUGCUUAUUAAUAACAGAACUACUUAAUGUUUUAAAAUAUUCUUACCUUGAGAUUCUUUUUGAGGGAGUAAAAAGAAUAUUAACAUUUAAUUCUAACUCUGUUCUGGCUGUUCACAUAAUGCUAGACAUUUAAAAGGCAGUUACAGAAGUUAAAUCCCAUUGGAAGUCAGUGGCGUGGUGUCAUAGGAGUUUGUGAAAACAGGUAGGAUGAAUAUAAAAUGUUCUAUUGUUGUUUAUAUCAUGGCACCCCUUUCUCACAAAUUCCAUUUUCUUUUUGCCGUCUGAACUUAUAAUCGUGGGUAACCUCAAUCCGUAUUUUAAAAGGUACUAUAUAUUUACAGUAAAGACUUGGCUUAUGCCUUUAUCUCUAAAAAGUCAAGGUAAUAUCCCACAUGUUUAAUUACAAUGUUUUAGAAUCUUUACAGCUAAGGCUUAUAACUGUAGGCAUCUUAAAAAACUUGAGACUGCCUGCAACUGAAGAGGAACCAGGUAGAAUCUUCUCGGCCUCGCUCGCUGACUGCUCUCAGGAGGCAGGUUUUGCCUGGCUGUCGCAACAAGCAUGCAAAGCAAAAUAAAAGGGGCUUGACAAGGUCCUAGAUCUGUUCCCUUCUUCCCUAGAUGCCUGGGUAACACUUCCUGGGGAACGCAUCACAUUAAGUCCUUCGGUAUCUUGCUUUUCAUUUUGAAAAGUUCCUGUUAGAGCUGAUAUGUGAUUUUGACCAAUAAGUUGUACAUAUACAUAAAAACAUUUUUUAGAUUAAACUAAAUGUAUCUUGACUCUUGAAUGGACAGCCAAGGCAAGGUUUACCUAGAAAAUAUAAAGUACUGAGUAUUUAAAAAUUUUAAAUUGACUUUAUUCCGUGUGGGCGAAUUGAGAUUUAUUGCCUCCUUUGUUUCCAUUACAUUCCUUGUUAGAAUUAUGAUUCUCUCUUCUCAAUUACAACAUUUAUACCCAUGAGUCUGAGUCUGACCUGGUUCGCUUCAUGCCUCUGUCAGCUUAGUUACGGUGAUAAAUGUACACACAUGUUCACUGUUCCCAAGCAUCUUUGUUUGUAGAAUGGAGCCUGGCCCCCCAAGUUCUGUAGCCUGGCUGGUAAUGCCCUGUCAUGAGUGAGGGAUGACUUUGUUUUGAGACAAUUUGUCAUUCCGUGUUCCAUGGAGAAAAGUGUUUUGUUGUGAUUGUUGGAAAAACAUGGCCAGAGAAGUGUGUGGCUCAGAUAAUGUUCCCCAGAAGUUGCAGCGCAAUCUGUGGUGUCCGUCAUAGCCAAACUAGUCCUGGAGCACAGGGACAAUUCUGUACCCCAAUAAUCAGAACAAUAAAAGUGGUAGUUGUGAUUC